Molecule: messenger RNA, 1584 nt
Organism: Rhagoletis pomonella (apple maggot)
Lineage: Eukaryota; Metazoa; Arthropoda; Insecta; Diptera; Tephritidae
Exons: 8
Coding region: 1-1584 (527 amino acids)
Cellular component (GO): plasma membrane
Source: RefSeq, a predicted model, not a curated record
AUGUGCCUGAAGCCGGCGCCAACUAUAAGCAGACUUGUGUGCAGCGUGGUACUGUUGACCUUCAUUCAUGCUAGUAUUUGUCAUGAGAUUGCAGCAUUGAUGCAGAAAGAUUUGUGGUUAGGGUGCUCGUGCAUGUAUGCCAGUGAGCGUAAUGCAACCAAUUGGGGCAACUUUACCAUUAGCGGCAGCACUUUGCGUGGCGCCAAAAAUGAUUGCUACUUGAUUUUUAUCGCGGGUGCCAGCGAUGAGUUGGUCGCAUUUCGCUUUCAGACGCUGCAACUGUCUGCCCGCUGUUCGGACUACAUAGAAAUAUUUCCGUUCCUACGGGAGCCCGUCAUUGAGAGCUCGACUAAUCCGGAUUAUGUUAUUUGCAAUCGCACUACUGUCACAUCGGCAAGUGUGCCAGCAUUAGCAUCUACUACUCCAACGGUGGCAACACCAACGCUUGCAACCAAGAGGACGGCGGCAACUAAACCAGCGCCACCCACUACGGUGGAAGCCAAGCAGAAAACAUCGUCCGUUAAUGUCAAUGCAUCGUCAAUGGCGACACUAGCUAUCAAGAAGCCAACGAUGCUGUCGAUGAGUAGCGUUGCCAACUAUGCGCAUUCGACGGUUAUUGCUGCCAAUAAUUCGGUUGGCGGCAGUAUCGGUGAUUUACGUAGCAAUGAGUUUAUUUAUAGCUCAGGCAAAAUUUUCGGUAUUCGCGUCCGUUUCAAGCAGCAACAACAACAACAGCGAGAGAAAUCACUUCAAGCUGCUGAUGAUGCCGAUGCCCUCAAAAGUUUCCAACUCAACAUUACCGGAGAGUAUCGAUUCUUGAAGAAGGAACACUUCCAAAAUGAUGGACGCCUUAUACCUGGAUCAUAUUGUGAUUACUACUUUUUUGCUGAUGCCAAUGCAAAAUCAGAAAAUUUCGAAAUUUGGCAAUACUUUCAUUCGCCGCGUUUUCCAGCCAAAUAUCCGGCGCAUAUUAAAUGUGCUUACAAAUUUAUUGGCAGACCAGAAAGCUGCGUAGAAAUAGUAUUUGAGGAGCUGCAAUUACCUAAAAAGAACAACAGCUGCAACAUGGAUAAGCUAACCAUUUUUGAUUCGGAAUCUGCCAAUAUGAAUGCUGUUAUUGAUGUAAUUUGUGAUGUGUUGCCAUCACGCCGCAUUGUUAGCUCCGGUCCUGAUUUACUUAUAGAAUUCAAUGCCAGCUCCAAUAUAACGGCCAAAGGAUUUCGCGGCAAAUACAAAUUUAUACACAAUGAAAUCGCUUAUCAAACAACGCCAGCAAUACUAACCAAACAAACAACAGAAAAAGUUAUGGCUUUGGAAACAAUCGGCUUUCGAAAGGAGACUCAACAUCCAGUUCUCACAGUCGAUGAAUGGGAUAAAUUUUUCAAGGAUAAUGGUCGCCACGUUAUGCUGAUCAUACCAGCGCUUACUAAUGUUAUAUCGGGCGAGUUGCUGGAGCUGCCCGCAAUCCUGCUGGGUGCGUCGUCGUUCAUUGCGCCGAAUGUCGGAUCUUUUAUCUGCUCAGCCAAUCGUUUUCCUAACGAUCGUUCGACAGGCUUGAAUGCCAAAGAUCGUGGCGCGCGUUGA